GCACGAAACCGCGAAGACCGAAGAAAAAAAUGAGACACGGGUGUGUUGGUGUAUAUAAGUUGAUAUAUCGAGAGUCGAAAGUUCGCACGGCCCUGGCCCGAACUACCUGUCGCUUCCACCGCGCCAACGAACAAACGACACAACGUCGAGGACGAGAAAUUUAAGUCAGUCUACGACGGACUCACCGACCGAUCGAGUGGUCCGACAAUUAUAUCUUUUCAUUCGGUACUAGCCUUACGUAUUUGCAGCUCUUCAACAUCCCAAAGUGAUCGCGUAAUUACGGCGUCGAUCGUUUUUCUUUCUAGUUUUCGAGACUACGAAAUUCUUUCACCAAAGAGGACAACGGAAUCCUUGAGCAAAAAAAGUUAAACAAGGAAAUUACUUGCACAAUGACAGCAGCAGACGCGAAAGGGAACCAAGUUCCGGACAGAAUCGCGGAGAUGUUCGAAGGUCGUCAAAUUCUACUGACCGGAGGUACGGGUUUUCUCGGUAAAGUUACCGUUGAAAAAUUUCUACGUUGCGUACCGAACGUUGGAAAAAUUUAUCUUCUGGUCAGACCGAAAAAAGGCAAAGAUCCCAAACAGCGACUCGAUGAAAUUUUCAAUUCUCCGCUCUUUGAAAAAGUGCGAGAUCUUCGAGGUCUGUCGGACCUUCACGAAUCCGUUGCUAUCGUAAAUGGCGAUGUUGCUGCACCCAAUUUGGGCCUUUCACCGGAAGACAGAAAAAUGCUUUGCGAAAGAAUAAAUAUUGUUUAUCACGCUGCCGCAACCGUCAGAUUUGACGAAUCACUGAAGAAAGCUGUUCUUUUGAACACCCGAGGAACGAGAAAUAUGAUCGAGCUCGCCAAAGUAAUGAAAGAAUUGGUACUGUUUGCUCACAUUAGCACCUCCUAUUGUCACCUCGAAGAAAAGAUACUCCGCGAAAAACCUUAUCCUCCACCCGCUGAUCCGCACAAAAUCAUCAAAUGUGUUGAGUGGAUGGAUGACGAGGUUGUCGAAGCAAUGACAGAAAAAAUUCUGGGCACAUAUCCAAAUACGUAUGCGUUCACAAAGGCAUUAUCCGAGGGUCUCGUCGAGGAGGCAAUGCCCCUCAUCCCAGCGAUUAUUCUUCGACCGAGUAUAAUAAUACCCGUUUGGAAAGAACCGAUUCCUGGCUGGACCGACAACAUAAAUGGACCGACGGGUUUGCUCAUCGGUGCUGGCAAAGGAGUUAUCAGAACAAUGUACUGUCAGGAAACCGGCUAUGCCGAUUAUCUUCCAGUUGACGUUGCGGUUAACGCCAUUUUCGCAUGCACGUGGAACUUUUUGUACUUCAACGAACAAGAUAAACGAGUCUACAAUCUCACGAGUAGCAGUGAAUUUAAGGUCUCGUGGAGAGAAAUAAUCGAUCGAGGACGCAGAAUCACAGAGAAAGUGCCACUCAAUAACGUCGUUUGGUAUCCCGGUGGCAGUAUGAAGAGUUCUCGAUUCGUCCACAAUAUUUGCGUACUAUUUUUCCAUAUGAUACCAGCCUACUUUAUCGACACACUGAUAUUCCUUGCGGGAUACAAACCGAUUUUGUGCAGAGUUCAUCGCCGUAUUCAGAAGGGAUUCGAAGUUUUCGAGUACUACGCGAAUAACCAGUGGGAUUUUGACAACAAAAACUUGACCGACCUGAGGGAAAAGUUCAAUGCUACGGAACGCGAGCGUUACGCGCUGCACGGUGAUGAUUUAGAUCUUGACUCUUAUUUCGAGGAUUGCAUAAGAGCAGCGAGAAUUUAUAUCCUCAAAGAAAUGCCGGAAACGUUGCCGGCUGCUCGACGUCACAUGAGAAUAAUGUGGUGGGUCGACGUGUUCGCAAAAAUCCUUUUCUUUGCUCUACUAAUUUACGCACUUGCUUGCUGGAGCGAGAGCUUUAGAACACUCCUCGGGCAUGGCUGGCAAAUCGUCCGCUCCGCACUUUCCCACUAAUUCAUUAUUAUUCCGUCUUUUUUUACUCUUUUCUAGCUCUGUACCGUGCCAGCACAGAUGUAUUAAAAUUUCAAGACCAAAUAAAUAUUUUAAAACACG
Messenger RNA from Venturia canescens, 2048 nucleotides. RefSeq names its product fatty acyl-CoA reductase 1. Gene Ontology annotation, molecular function: alcohol-forming very long-chain fatty acyl-CoA reductase (NADP+) activity. The coding region runs from base 390 to 1949 and encodes 519 amino acids. Gene Ontology annotation, cellular component: peroxisome. Gene Ontology annotation, biological process: long-chain fatty-acyl-CoA metabolic process. The record is from RefSeq and is a predicted model, not a curated record. Lineage: Eukaryota; Metazoa; Arthropoda; Insecta; Hymenoptera; Ichneumonidae. The transcript is spliced from 9 exons.